UGCAGGUGCAGCCGCGGAGCCAGCGGGCAGAGUGAAGCCGUUAGCGCGCGCGUGGCUGUGCGUCCGUCCGUCGGGGACCUCUAAGUCCGCGCGUCGGUGGGUCGGCGAGGCGCAGCUAGCGCGCAGCCCCAGCGGCUCCGGCCCCUUGUUGACCCGCACUGCAGCCGCCCGGCAGAGCCGGCUUUGGCGCGGCAGCCAUGUCCAUGGGCCUGGAGAUCACGGGCACUUCUCUGGCGAUGCUGGGCUGGUUGGGCACCAUCAUAUGCUGCGCGCUGCCCAUGUGGCGCGUUUCGGCCUUCGUGGGCAGCAGCAUCAUCACGGCGCAGAUCAUCUGGGAGGGCCUGUGGAUGGACUGCGUGGUGCAGAGCACCGGCCAGAUGCAGUGCAAGAUGUACGACUCGCUGCUGGCGCUGCCGCAGGACCUGCAGGCGGCCCGCGCGCUCCUCAUUGUCGCCAUCCUGCUGGGCGCCGUCGGGCUCCUCGUGGCACUCGUGGGUGCCCAGUGCACCACCUGCGUGCAGGACGACACGGCUAAGGCCAAGAUCACCAUUGUGGCGGGCGUGCUCUUCCUGCUGGCCGCCUUGCUGACCCUGGUGCCGGUGUCCUGGUCCGCGAACACCAUCAUCCGGGACUUCUACAAUCCGCUGGUGCCAGACUCGAAGAGGCGCGAGAUGGGCUCGAGCCUUUACGUGGGCUGGGCGGCGACGGCGCUGCAGCUGCUGGGGGGCGCGCUGCUCUGCUGCUCCUGCCCGCCGCGUGAUAAUUAUGCACCCACCAAGAUCCACUACACAGCGACGCGCUCCGGACCACCGUACACUGCCCCCAGCACAGCCUAUGACCGCAAGGACUACGUCUGAGGGGGCAGGUGAGGGGAGAUCCACCGCCGCAGCCACCACCACCACCACUAGCUGGAGCACCCACCAGUCCAACCGCAGCCUUGCAUCAGAGGCCAGCCCACCCCAGGUGCCAGGCAGCUCUCUGAGUGGACUGGGAAGGCCAACCCGGCGCCCCAACCCCAGCUGCCACCCCUCCGCGGGUCUGGGAGCGGAACUGCAGAGAGCUCCUAUGGACAAAGAAACCUCGCUCUCUGGAGCACUGGGCUGAAGUGGCUUGCUCCAGCCCCACUUGGGCCUGCAGCCCCAACGUUCCUCUGGCAGGGACUGGCAGCCUUGAAAAGGGCCACUUGAUAUUUUUCAAUA
Messenger RNA from Talpa occidentalis (Iberian mole), 1199 nucleotides. RefSeq names its product claudin 3 (gene CLDN3). Gene Ontology annotation, biological process: cell adhesion; bicellular tight junction assembly. NCBI's taxonomy places the organism in Eukaryota, Metazoa, Chordata, Mammalia, Eulipotyphla, Talpidae. Gene Ontology annotation, cellular component: plasma membrane; bicellular tight junction. The record is from RefSeq and is a predicted model, not a curated record. Gene Ontology annotation, molecular function: structural molecule activity. Bases 198 to 857 code for a protein of 219 amino acids. The transcript has a single exon.